Molecule: messenger RNA, 4914 nt
Organism: Monodelphis domestica (gray short-tailed opossum)
Lineage: Eukaryota; Metazoa; Chordata; Mammalia; Didelphimorphia; Didelphidae
Gene: KREMEN2
Product: kringle containing transmembrane protein 2
Biological process (GO): multicellular organism development
Cellular component (GO): plasma membrane
Source: RefSeq, a predicted model, not a curated record
CCACCCAGGGAGGGAGGGAGAUCCCAGGUGGGGAGCUGGAGAGGGAGGGAAUUAAGAGACAGAGAAUGAGAGGGAGGCCCUGGAGCCAGGCAAAGACUGAGGCGGAGGCACCCAGGACAGACCAGGAAAGCUAAGAGAGGGACUCAGAAGAGACACAAAAGAUAGAGGAAGGCAGAUUCUGUGACUCAGAUUAUGGAAAGGUAGGUUUAGAUAACCGGGAAGAGUCUGAGGUAGUGAGAAAGAAGAGCUUCAGAUAGAAACCAGUAGAUAAAAUUAGCAAGACUCAGAGAUGGGGGCAGCACUCAAUCCCAAAGAAACUCGGGUUUAAAAGGCUUGGUGAAGGGGGAAGAGAUGAGAGAGUGAGGAGAGCUUUGGGGGGAAUUGAGAAAAGCAGGUGCCGGGCCUUGGGAAAGGGAGGGGAGGUGGGUGAAGGAUAAUCGAGCCAGGACUGGAAGCAGUUGGGGAAGAGAUCACAAGUUAGAGGGCCCCAUGUCUCUGGUGUUGAGGGUCUCCCCAUAAAGGGGGUCAUGGGACCUUUGGAUCUCUGGAGCCUCCUGCUGUUGUUGCUGUUGCUACCCCCUAACCUGCCCCUGCCCCUCGGGGGGAACCUGCACAACCCAGCGCCGUCCGAGUGCUACCAGGUGAAUGGGGCGGACUACCGAGGCCGCCAGAACCGCACGGGGCCCCGCGGCAGUGGCCGGCCCUGCCUCUUCUGGGACCAAACACAACAGCACAGCUACAGCAGCAGCAAGGAUCCCCAGGGCCGCUGGGGACUCGGCGCACACAACUUCUGCCGGAAUCCAGAUGGAGAUGUACAGCCUUGGUGUUAUGUCGCGGAAACAGAGGAGGGGAUAUACUGGCGAUACUGCGACAUCCCCACAUGCCACAUGCCGGGCUACUUGGGCUGCUUUGUGGAUUCCGGGGCUCCCCCAGCUUUGAGUGGCCCCAGCGGUACCUCCACCAAACUCACAGUACAGGUCUGCCUGCGCUUCUGUCGCAUGAAGGGAUACCAGCUGGCUGGGGUGGAGGCCGGCUACGCUUGUUUCUGUGGCUCGGAGGGGGACCUGGCUCGGGGACGCCCGGCCCCAGCCACAGAUUGUGACCAGAUCUGCUUCGGCCACCCAGGACAACUGUGCGGUGGAGACGGGAGGCUGGGCAUCUAUGAAGUGUCCGUGGGCUCCUGCCAGGGAAAUUGGACUGCCCCCCAGGGUGUCAUCUACUCCCCGGAUUUUCCUGAUGAGUACGGUCCAGACCGCAACUGCAGCUGGAUUCUGGGUCCACCAGGAUCUGCUCUGGAGCUCACCUUCCGCCUCUUUGAGCUGGCUGACUCCAGAGAUCGGCUGGAGUUUCGGGAUGCUAGUUCGGGCCAGCUACUGAGGGACUUUGAUGGGACAAGGCCACCUCCCCCUGGGCCCCUGCGCCUUCCUACAGCUGCCCUCCUGGUUACCUUCCACAGCGACCCCCGAGGCCAUGCCCAGGGCUUCGCCCUCACCUACCGAGGGCUUUGGGAUCCUCUUGAGGACAUGGGAUCCCCUCAAAGCUUGGCCCAGACCUUGCCAGUCCCCAUGGAUGGAGCUAACUGCAGCACUGGGCCUGGGGAUCCGGACCCUGGAAUACGGGCUGGGGUCUUCUACGGGGUGACGGUGGUGUCUGUUUUGCUUCUGGUCCUCUUCUCCUUCUAUCGUCUGCUGCGGAAACGGAGCUGUAUGCUGGCACCAGGGAAGGGGCUGAUGGGGCGACUACUGGUGCUGGGGCCUGUCAGGGGAGCUGGGAGAAGCUGGGUCGUCUGGUAUCGCCGUCCCCGUGGGGUAGCUGUCCCCUGUACCACUGGAGACCCUACACCUGAGGGUCCAGCUCUGGGCUACCGGCCCCUCAGUGCCUCCAGUCAGAGCUCCCUACGAUCCCUCAUCUCUGCGCUCUGACCCAGACUGGCAACCCCAUUCUUGCCCCCAGAACCUUAGCUUCUGUGGGCAAAAUGCCACACAUACUCUGAAAUCUGCUCAUUUCAGACCAACCCAGGUUUUCUCACUGGCCCUAUCUCCUAUUCCUUCCACUGACUGCCUAAAAUGGAGACAUCUCAACAAGGAGAUAGUAACCUUGGACAUCUGCAGCCCCACUUGUGAGUGGGAAAUGGGGGGGCAGGGAGAUCAAAUAGGAAGUGGUCAAACCAUUGGCCUUGUUGGUGGAGCUCAGGAUGAUUAAAGUCUGACAGUAAUGAGAAAUACAGAACUGUGGACCCUCUACUCAGCUCCUGUAGGACUAUAUAACAGCAGCUGACAGAUGAUAGGUCCAGAAGUAAGGGGCAAUCCCUUAAUGUGACAAGAUCCAGGAUAUGUACUAAACUUGGGGGUAGGUCUGAGAUUCCUGGAAAAUGGUUCCCCCUUCAGGAAUCUCCAUAAACCUGAUGAAGAAGUCACAGGUCAAGAACAAGUGGACAAGGACCUGACCUAUAGAUUUUGAAUAAAGGGACAUAUUUUUGUACUGACCCUGGAGUAGUCCACUUCCUUGGGAAAGAGAGGAGAUGUGUUGAAGAAGUUAUGCACAAGAGGGGAAGGGAAUAUUCCAAGAGGGACAGACAUGGAAGAAUUGUUGGACAUAGGUCUGGAAUUAUUAUUAAAAGAGGGGAAAGGAGUUUAAGAGUAUAUGAAGUAUGGGGCUGGGGCAUGCAGAAAUCAUGCAAACAAAGGAUAUUGUUAGAAAUGAUGCAUAAGAAUGAAAGGAAAGGAAUAUAGGAGGCAAGGCAGGGUUUCAAUAAGACAGAAAGGGAAGGGACUCCAUGACCUUCACGGAUUGAACUCCUUCCUGACAGGCUGGGAAUCUUAACAAGAUUUGGUGUUAGAAACUUUCCUACAGCUGACACUAUCAUUACUAUUCUUCUUUGACUCUUCCCCCCCUCCCUUUUCUCUAUACUCUCUUCUCCUUCUUUCUCAUUUCUUACAUUUUCCCUCCUUUAUCUCCUUUCUAAUAAUAUUUAUAUAUGUACUCAUUAGAUUCUCACUGAAGCCCUAUGAGGUAGUACUAUUAUUAUCCUCAUUUUACAGAUGAAAAGAGAGGUGAAAUAGGUUACCUAGAGUAGGUAUAGCUAGUGUGUCUGAGGCAGGAUUUGAACUUGGGUUUUCCUGACUAGAAGUCUAGAAUUUUUUUUAAACCUUUUUAACCUUACCUUCCAUCUUAGAAUUAAUACUGGGUAUUUGUUCUAAGGCAGAAGAGUGGUAAGGGCUAGGCAAUGGGGGUUAAGUGACUUGCCCAAGGUCACACAGCUAGGAAGUGUCUGAGGUCAUAUUUUAACCCAGGACCUCCUGUCUCUGGGUCUGACUCUCAAUCCACUGAGCUACCCAGCAGCCCUUUGAAGUCUAGAAUUCUAUCCAUUAUACCACCUAACUGCUGCAGAACCCCUAACUUUUGUGUAAACCUCCAAAUUUUCAAAGCAUUUUAUAGAUGGAAAGGGUGGAGCAAGAUGACAAUAAAGUUAGUUGGAUUCACAAGUAACUGAAUGGCUAGACCUUUAGACAGUCAUUCAUUGCUCAAAGUUAGGAAGUCUCUAGUGAGUCAAUGACUUAAAUAAAAAUAUAAUAAUAAUUUACACUUAAAUAUACUUUUAAUAUUUUUAAACAACUUACAUCUUUUCUCUCAGAACCUAUCAACAACUCUGUGUGGUGAUCUUAUAGGGUAUGUGUCACUACAGAGGUCAAAUGACUUACUCACAAUCUUCUAAAUAGUCUCAAAAAUGGUAUCUAGAACCAAGAGCGUGGGUCUUCUUGAUUCCAAGUCUAGGACUCUAGCCAGUUUGAUAUGCUACCUCUCUAGGAUGGCAUUUUUUACGAAUUUACCAAAAUGGAAUGUAUAUAACAUUUAUAGACAUCACAAAGCUAGAAGAAACAACUAACAAAAUGGAUAACAUUGUUAGGCUCUAAAAAUAUUUCAGCAGAUCAGGCCAUUGGGCAAGAUUCAAUAAAAUGGCAUUUAAUCUUUUAAUAUAGAUAGAAGCAGUGAAUAUGGGGGGAUCUUCACUUGUAAGCCUGUUUAGAUAGGCUAAACCAAGUUGAGGGUAACUGACAGUCCUCAAACCCAUCAAUGAGUCAGAAGUUUGUUUACUCUAAGCAUGUGAAAACUUUCUCUGGUGGAAUAGGUGAAGGAGAACAGUUUGUUCUAAUGGCCAAGAGGUGCCUAAAAUAGGUGACGUUGGAGUACUUUAGAGCUUGGAUAUGGAAGAUACCACAGUCAUUCAUUUCUUCCCAGGCUAUCACCAGUCAUCCUGACUUUUCUUGCCAUUAGACUUCAAUGACUCUGGCAGAGUGAGGAAGGCUCAUGACUUUGGACAAUGCUGCCUCACGUAAAUCCAAAUCACAAACAAAUCAAAACAUUAUCCUGUGAUGUCAUUGGUCCUCUUUGAAAAAACAAAGGACCACCACCAGGUCUUUGAAUGAAAAAUAUAAAAAAGCACCCCAAAAAGGCGAUUCAGUCUUAAACUGCACAAUAAAUGUAUCAUGUCUAGGAAUAUAAUAAGAAAAAGAGCAUUUACGUAGCACCUAUGAUGUGUAAUAUUACAAAUAUCUCAUUUGAUCCUCACACCAAUUCUGGAAGGUAGGUACUAUUAUUAUCUCCAUUUUACAGUUGAGGAAACUGAGGUAAGCAGAGGUUAAGUGACUUGUCAAUGAUCACAGCUACAGAGUUAUGGCUGAGGCUAGAUUUAAACUUGGGUCUUCUUGAUUCUAGUCUUAGUGCUCUAAUCUACUGAACUACUUAGAUCACAAUUGGAGUAUUAUGUCCCAGAAACUACUUCUUAGGAAGCAUAUUUAAAAGAUGGAAACUGUCCAGAGGUAUGAAACUGUGAUAAUGAAGGACCUAAAGUCCAUGCCAUGUGAGGAUCAGUCUAAGGCAGAGGUUCUCAAAGUUGUUCUUUUUUAUUUUUUU